AUGCUACCGUUAGAUCCAGAACUAUCUUACUUGCUUACUAGUCAGAACGUAUUUAUUAUGUAGAUGCACAGAGGAGAGUUUAUGCACUCAGAAAAUAUGACUCCAUAUUGCAAUAAAAAAUCUAUGAUUUUUGUUAUAAGACUUAUGUUUAAUUUUUGAAAGCUCCUUUUUCAAAUAGUCGUUAGACAUAUUGAUAAAGACGAUUCUGAGCGUCCGCUGAAACUUUGGCUUUCAAUACAUUUAUUUUUGGAUAUGCUUUAUAUGAUACUACUCGUUAUAAAUGUGCCACAUUUAAUUGGAAACUCAAGAGUUUUAACAGAAUUUUCGCAAAAUUCUUUUCAUAAGUUUGCUUUGAAAGUACAGGCUAGCUUAUAUAUUUUUUGGGUUUUAGUUGGGUUUGCACUAUAUUGGAGGUGUGAGAAUUGUUAUGAAGAAAAUUUUGUGCAGACUUUUACGGUUUUGCUACUAGAAAUUUUAGGAUUUUUUAAUCUUAUAUUGCCGAUGCUGGCAAUAUUUGGAAUUUGUGUACUUUUGCCAACAACAUUGCUGUUGAUGGAGAUAGCUGAAGAUAAAUCGUGAAUAGAAAAUAAAGAUCGGAAAAGCUUUAAUCUAGAGACUGUGAGCUUUAUUAAAAAUGGAAAUACAGGCGACCACUCUUGCUCAAUAUGUGCUAUAGAUUAUGAAGAAAAUGACAAGAUAAUCAUUUUACCAUGCAAUAUAAGACACUUUUUUCAUGAAAAAUGCAUAAAUAAAUGAUUGUCUAUCACUCCUAAAUGCCCAGUUUGUAGAGCAAGAGUAUUAUCUUAA
Messenger RNA from Blepharisma stoltei, 807 nucleotides. The record is from the annotation of a GenBank genome assembly. NCBI's taxonomy places the organism in Eukaryota, Ciliophora, Heterotrichea, Heterotrichida, Blepharismidae.